Porites evermanni is the source of this 7717-nucleotide messenger RNA. NCBI's taxonomy places the organism in Eukaryota, Metazoa, Cnidaria, Anthozoa, Scleractinia, Poritidae. The record is from the annotation of a GenBank genome assembly.
AUGUGUAAUAAAAAGGUGGUUGGCAUCGCUUUGCUUGUCAUUGGCAUUGUAUUAAUAGCCAUAGGCAUCAUCAUAGGACUGUUGUUACCAAGUAUUGCGUUUAAAGAAGUAGAGAAAACGACGUGCGUAAACAGUAAGGACAGCGCCGGGUAUGAACGAUGGGUGAGUAAAAUGUAUGUGAUACAGUACACGCCCGCAAAUAAUAAUAAUAAUAAUGAUAAUAAUAAUAAUAAUAAUAAUAAUAAUAAUAAUAAUAAUAAUAAUAAUAGACUUUAUUUGAGAUCUGGCAAAAUAGGUUCUUGUAUUUUGGGGUACUUAUCGGCAAUUUAGGCUCAGUAUGUUCAAGUACAUGUACCUCGGCGCUCCACGCCUUGGUGAUCACUAUUCACCCACAUUCGGGGGAUUUUUGUAUAGUUUCCAGGGCCCCCUUUCUCGAUAGGCCCGGAAACGUUUCCUGCCUGAAGGCAGAUUAUAACCACUGAAUUUUGCUUUGUAAAACUGAUAGUUCCAUUGUAUCAUAGACCUAUUCGGCUAACUCAGUGUUGUACUCAAUUCAAAUCUGCCGGGGUUAAGAUUCUUUGUGUAUUGUAUUUGAAUUAUAAUGUGGCAUUCACACUUAAAUGAUAUGGAAAUUCCUGAAACAAAACGGUUUUUCCCAAAGGGUUUGAAUUGGGUACAACAUUAAGUCAGCCAAAUAGGUCUAUUGUCAAAAUUUUUGAAACUUUAAUCUUGAAUGUAAACACGACAAACACAAAACAGCUUUCCGACCUGGCUCGGAAAAACGAGGCACAGUCAGGUAUUUCUUAAACCGUCUUCAAGUUGCCUAGAUAUCUAAUGAAAUAUUGCAUCGAGUGUCUGACACAGCUUCUCAAAGAAGCAAGGAUUUUUUAAUAAAAUUCAAAUCUGAAGUUGGCAAAAUUUUAUGGUAAUUAUAUUUAUCCGAUGUCCAGUUUUCCUUUAAGGUAACGACUUCUUUUGUUUUCUUUUAUGAAUUAUAAGUUUAAGAAGAGGUUUGAUUGACUCUUAAAUUUACAGUCUAGUGACCACUACUCUAAUGUAUCUUGAGGAAAUAUAAUCCAACUGAUUGUUAAAAUGUAUGCAGGGGAGGGGAGGGGAAGGAGGGAGAGUCGACAUCAUUACGAAGGCCUUGCGAGCUGGAAAAGGUGUGAUAAACACAACUAAUUUUGAUUGAUGACAAUUACUAUUUUUUAUUUCCAGAAAGGGCCCACUUACUUUACGAACAGAGUCUACAUCUGGAACAUUACAAACAAAGAUGGAUUUCUCUACAGACAAGAAAAACCAAAGGUAAAGUGGACGUAAUUGUUAUGAGUGAAAUGAGACAAUUGCCAGUGGAGCUAUAUAUGCUGCAUUUCUAACGAGCACUGUCAGGAGCCCAUAACUGGGUGCGAGCAACUCCCAUACUAGGCCUUUGUCACGCCGUUUUUACCGACCAGUUUAUUUUUAGACACAUUUUAGGGCACUUUUCCUUGCAAAAAUAGAAUCUCCACCAUGUCUAUGAGCGCAUUCGUAGUGUAAGAUAUCAAAAAGGAAAACUAAACGUUAUUAAAAGGCAAAAAAUAUCAUUUUUUGGUCUGUAGGUUUUGCUGACUGUCUUGUGGAAUUUAAACGAUAUUCAAAAUUCGCGCCAAAACCGUUCUAAAAAUAAACUGGUCCGUGAAAAUACCGUGACAAGAGCGCAUGGAAGUUUCUCGCUCCCGGUUAUGAAUUCCUGGCACUGUUAAGGUUUAUCUACCCAGGGUGGGUUCCAGAUUCCCUGCUAGCAGAAGUCUCUCACGGCAAGAAAAGAUGGAGAGGAAAGAGAGAGACCUCUGCCAGCCUCCCAUGCGUUUUCUAUGACCCAUGCACUGGCGUUUCCUUGACAACCAGUACUAUUUUAGUCACGUGCGACAAAACGUACAGAAGUAGGUUGAGUUUGAUCGUCCGGGUGAACGUAGUCCUGAAUAGGACUGUUGUUGUCGACAGUGACUGACGUUUCGAAAACCUCUGCGGUAGUCAUCUUCAGAGUCAAAGUAAGUUGUAUCACGUCAGUUGAUGGUAUUAUACUCUAGUUAUUGAUCAAAUGCUGCGACUUCCAGGCUUCUCACAUUGAUGAAACCGGCAGAAACCUAAGCACGCGACUGACCGAACACAAACGAGCGACAAGAAAUGGUGACGUCAACAAUCACAUUGCUGAGCACCAUUUACAGACGAAACAUCAAAUUGACUGGGACUCUGCGACAUGUAUAACGUAUUCUACAGACUACUCUCAAAGUCUUACUUUAGAAAGCUUGUUUACUAACUUAGAACAAACGCCACUGAAUCGUAGCCAACAGUAACCAGCGCCGUACCAACGACUUAUUUACGAGAUCAAGCAAAACUAACUACGACAGAACGACUGGAGAACUGACAAUUUGACUAACAAUAGACGACUGUUUAACUGUGACAAUAGACGGAUCGAAACGCACCAAUUACUGAUUACGAGUCUUCAUAGCCAAAAACAUCACGGCUUAACUGACAGACGACUAAUAACAUCGCGACGCAAUUGACCAAUCAUAUCAAUAACCAGAGUAUAAUACCAUCAACUGACGUGAUACAACUCACUUUGACUCUGAAGAUGACUACCACACAGGUUGUCCAAACGUCAGUCACUGCACUGUAAACAACAACAGUCCUAUUCAGGACUACGUUCGCCCAGACGAUCGAACUCAACCUACUUUUGAAAUGACUCCUGGGUUCAAACCUUUCACAGUUUCACAAAACUCACGGAACCGGCUUGCGCGAUAAUAACUGUGGGCUCAGAAAUUUCCGGCGUGUGUGUCUCUACGGGGCUCGCGCACUCCACAUUUGAAAACGAAACUGGUUUUGAAAACCAGUAAGUUUCGGCCACAAAUCUAGUCGGGGGCUACGUGAAAGAACGCGUCGGAGGCCGGCAGAGGUCUCUUUCUUUCCUAUCAUAUUUCUCUUGUCGUGAAAAAAGACCUCUGCUAGCAAGAAAGGUGCCAGAGGGAUUAUUUCUUACCUAGUUCCCUACCUCAUCCCGCGGUUAGCAGGAGACUAAAAGGUUCGGUUACAGUAGGAUAAGUAUAGGUAACAGCAUGAUUAGUAGUGAUAUUUGGCACAAAUACCACGAGUGAUAUUUCCAAGUUGUUAUACGUAAUUUUAUGAGCCGUUGGGCGAGUGAAAUUUGAGACAAUUUUGAAAUAUCAUGUACAAAUCAUGCUAUUAUUUGUUUAUACUACUAUUUUUUUUUAAUUUCCACAUGUAGGUAUUUCAAAUUAGGUUGAAAUACCACUGCUCUAAGCCAAUCAAAAUGCAGAAAUUUCUCAUGUAGAAGUAUAAAACAUGAAAGAAACACGAAUCUAAUUUAUCACAAAGAUAUUUUGGCGGUAGUGUGCUUUGCGGUGUUCCCCUUCCUACAAGCCAAUUCAACAACAGUUUCCGCAAGACCAAGACUGGACCCUCCCCCCCCCCCCCCCCCCCCCCCCCCCCCUCCCUUAUUUUUUUUUCUUUUUUAUUAUUUUUUAAAUUAAGUAACCACCAAAACAUGUAUUUUUUUUUUUUUUUUUUCUCCCGCCCUCUUCCCCCUUCGCAUCCAUGAUAAAACAUACUGGCCCCCCCCCCCCCCCCCCCAACUAUUUCCGUCAGAUUUUGUCGUGUACGUUUAUAACGUUUUAAUAAGAUAGGUGCUCUCAAAACAGUUUUUGAUCUUUUUGAUAGACUUGCCCACGCUCGUCGACUAUUCAUAGGAAGAAUAAAGCACACUCGUUUCCAAGUUUCUCUCCUACUCGCUCCGUAUCGACGAGAAGGAGAGAACACUAGUUACAAGGUUGAAAAUGAAGGGAAGGGAGGAAAACCAAAUUAUCAAAUGAACCAUGUGUAAUUUAUUAAUUAAUUAACUAAUUUUUAUUUUCACUAACAUUUUUAUAAGUUUAAGAUAUCUGCUUAUUUACCAGCUCGAGGAAAAAGGUCCUUACAUUUACACAACAAAAUCAGAGAAGGUUGAUGUCAAAUUUGAAAACGAUCGAGUAACAAGCAAGACCUUUGACAAGGCCAAAUUCAACAAAACAUUAACAGACAAAGAAUGCCCAAAGUGCAACGAAAAUGACCAGGUAUGCUACGUUUAAAUCAAACGAGGUUUAACCAGGAAAAAAUAAAAACCAGUCAUAAACGAAAAUGUUGAAAUCUAAGAGAUUCCUCUACAAAGAUUUUAAGCAAGCUUUAACUUGUGUUUUUAUAUGUGGCUAAUUCUGUGGUCCUGAAAUAUAAACAUUUUUAAUUAUUAACCAAGAAUGGUCGCUAUUUUUCUUUACAGUUGACCGUGCUAAAUGCUGCUUACCUUGGGCUCAUUGCAAAAGUUGGAUCGGCGAAGGACUUUGGGACGGCGUUUAUACCACUCAUACUGAUCUUGGUAUUUCACGCUUUGGAUGGUAAAACAACAAACAGAAACAACACAUUGCUUUUGAUGGGAAAGUCCCAGACCGAUAAAUUAGAAUUCCCUUCCACUGCAACUCUUGCGUUUGGUUCUUGGAUAAAUUCUAAUCCUGAUCCCUUGCGAAAUGCUACCUUCGGACAUCUUAAACGAAAUUACUCUCUUCAAGAAAUGAGCGGUCUUUACGGAGCGCUCACGGAUUCGACAUUUUUACCGUUUACAAAUGCGGCCCUUCUCGCACGGUGUACAAACAAAAACAAUCCGUUUCUAAGUAAAGACUGUGGACUGGCUAUUAAUCUUGGAAUUUAUGCCGAUCCUAAUGUAAACCAGAAUGUAAAAUUACUUGUUGCUCCAUGGAUUCAAAGUUUUCUGUGUCCGCACGCAUCAUCAUGUUACAACACGACAAAUAACCAAGCAGCCAUACCUGCUGUUGCCGCAUUCAUCGCAGGACCGCUACCUAGGUUUGUUCUACAAUAUUUGGAGAACAAUAAUUAUGGUCUCACGACAACACGGAACCAAAGUGAAAUAAUACUGGGAUAUUUAAUGGACAAGCUGCAUCUUCCUCCACCAUUUCCAAGCGUGAUCCGAGUACCUGGUCCCGUAACGUCGUAUAACAACGAAACAGAGGCGAAGGCUCGUGGGAAAAACUCGACCUUCUACACGUGUGAAUCAACAGAGCAGCGUUUCACUUACGCAGGUAAAGGGUGGGGGAAAAGAGGGACGGGUGGGAGACCGGCAGUAUAGGGGGAGGGAUACGGGACUGAGACGGGAGAGGAAAGGGAGAAAGCGGGAGGUAUAGUUCUAAAAGGGUGAGAAUCGGGAGAAAUACAAGGGAAACCGAGCAACAAUGCUUACUAUUUCGCAAUCGAAAAAGGCCUACAAAGAGGAAGUCAAUGAAAUGGGCGGGAGCCCGGAAUGCUAGUUACGGAAUGCAGGAAGUUUAGACCUCCCUGUCUCUCCCACCACCAUCACCACCACCACCACCACCACCACCACUGAAAGUGUUACUGCCACAAUGGGUUUAGAGACAUAGAAACUUACAGUUCAUUACAGUAGGGACUUUACGAUCCGACGAGGAGAUGAAAGCGAGAACGUCAAAAAAAAGGAAUAGGUUUAGAGGGCAAAACAACAACUUUGCACGUGUAUCACACUUUUUUGUACGUUUCUUUGCCGUUUUUGAUCGUCUGCGACGUGAAAUUGCCUAAUUUGACAUUUUAUGGAGGACGUUAACCGCAAGCGGCGACGACAAAAAGAUCUUGAUGGCUUAUAUGGCUGAUUCAAUAAAAUUUGCUUUUGGCAUUUAGAAUUGGGCACUAGGAAGAACAGUUAAAAGUACGUGGCUCCUACAUUAUUGUUUGGUGGUCAUUCAGGCAAAUCAUUGUAUUGUUCUGUAUGCCCAUGCCAAAUACCCAAUGCUCAAAUAAUAAUAAUAAUAAUAAUUGUUUAUUAUUAUUAUUCUCAAAGCAGCCUUUAAUGAAUCAGCUAUAUAUUUACAAUAGCUAUCGAAAUAUCAGCGAUCUCUGUUCAUAAAAUGUUCUUUUGUCCAUUGAAAAGCAGCUCAGCAGUUCAAAAAGGAAAGUCCUAAUAAAACGGGAAAUAUAUAUAUAUUUAAAAGAGUUGUCCUCUCCUUUCGUUUUCAGCUAUUGAUGGUAAAACACAAAUUGAUCCAAGUCUUUACCCGAACGCCACCGAAGAUCAGUUAAAAGUACGUGGCUACUACAUACAAUUUCCAGGUCAAAAGAGUCUGAAACCGUGUAAGACAGGAUACAGUCGUCUAGCAUCAAGAUACGAGCUGUUCCUAACAGAGUUUUCAUUCGCUGUCAACGUCAGCCACACCCAAGACGUGGAACUACACGGCAUUCCAAUGCACCGAUACACCCUGGAUAAGUCUGCUCUUGAUGUUAAUAACGUGACUGUGUUUACUAAAGGGGUAUUUGACGUGAGUAGGGUCUCGGGAGGACCCCUUUUCUUCAGCCUUCCGAGGUUUCUUCAUGGCGGCUCGUUACAUGAGGAAUUGGAUCUCCCAGCUCCAGAAGAAAAGAAGCACGAAUCAUUUGUAAGUAUCAGAAUCUUUAGUGGUAAUUUUGUGUGUCUGUGUGUGUGUGUAAAUUACACAAAAAAUAUCUGGUUUAUUGGACUGAAAUAUUCGGGGCAGGUAAUUAACCUGUGCCAUUCCCUUCACUUGAGUUGUUUUAAUCUUCUUCGUUAUUACUCCAACCCUCUUAGUUUGUCAAGUGCAGUGUUGUCAGUGUUUUGUUUAUCAGACCUAUUGCUUUAUUGACGUUCUCGUUGCGGUCGCCGUUGGAUCUUAAGUUUCAUGAUCCCUUAUAAUAGGGAAACAUUAUUUUAGCAAACUUUCACCUAUUUUAUGCUCAUGUUUUUCCUUGUAGCUAAGUAUAGAGCCAAUAUCAGGGUCUGCAAUGGAUCUUAAACUUCGCCUUCAACUAAAUGGUAUGAUUCUGAACACAUCAAUAUACACUGAUUACCAGCCACAGCUCAAUGUCACGUUCCUGAACAAACUUUUUCCUAUUUGGUGGUCAGAAAAGUCGGGAGGCAUUGAUAAAGAAACAGCUGAAACUUUCCGUUCUAAGGUAAACACUUAACAAACAACAACUAUUUUUAUAACUACUGUAUUAGCAAAACAAUACAAUAAUUACCCUCAAAAACCACUACAAAAAUUAAAUUCAGUUUAAAGUAUUUUAUUUGGUAAGUGGCAAAACAAAAAAGGUGUUAGUACAAAGUAUUGUUUACUCGUAAAAUGAGUAAGUAUAGGAACUUUUACAUUUUGUUACCAUGGUUAAAAGAUUUGUCUUUACAUCAGCGUCACGAGGCCAAGCAAUUUGGAAGAGAAAAUGUGUAUUCAUUUCAUUUUUUUCUUAAAAUAAUGUGAAGACAUUAAACACAAUACUGAAUACAAUACAACACAAUUUUUAACGGGGUUAAAUGUGCUUAGCUGAGCUGGAAUUUUUUUUUUUGGAAAAAUUGUGAGUUCGAAAACUAAGGCUUAGUUUUCGUGGCAUGUGGUAGAUAACCUUACAGACAAAAAAAAAAUAAUAAUUUAACCUCUUAGUUUUCGAUUUCAGAAUUUUUCUGAAAUCUAUUCCAAGCCCAUCACAUGCUAUCCUUCUUUCUUUUCUUUUCUUUUCCAUUUUGUAGCUGUUUGGAAGCCUACAAUUGUCCUGCGGCUUGCUCGUGGCCUUGCCUGUGAUUGGAGGAAUCUUGCUCAUGACGGGUGUGGUCCUUAUUGUACUCGCUAUCAAGAAAAGCAGUUCUGUAACCACAGCGUAA